CCACCAAACUAGAUAGAAUCCAACUUCAAUCCUUAUGGACUAUCGAUCGGAGUGACUGGGGCGGCCGGUGGACUUUCGAUCUGGUCUAGUAUCAGCCACGUUUUCCCAUAGCGCUCAAACUAUCCCAUUGUUCUGCUUGGAAAAUUCCUUGUUUCUUCGCCGUUCCCUGUCCUCCUCCCCUUGGUUCGAUUGGCUCAAGAUUGAUUGCUUUGAUUGUGAUCGGAUUAGGCAACCAGGGGUGGAAAUCCGUCGUAUGGCUUGCAUUAGCGGAUCGGGUGCUCUGGUCUCUUCCGUCUGCUUUUUUUUUUUUUUUUCCCUUUUCUUCGUCUUCAAAUAUGUGAACUGGAGGGAUGGGGAGGGUUACACCACCAAGGAACGGAGUACCCAUUUCCAUACUAGUGCUGUUGAUUAUCUAGUAUGUACGUAUUUCGGUCCGUUGGUUGCUUCACCGCAUACGAGAGAACACGGGAGGAAUCCAGGUCCCGGGCAAGGUCUAGAUCCAGAUCCAAGGAAACUAUUACGGGCUCGCUCGCGGAGGAUACUACGUCCGCUCGCUCACUCACACUUGGGAGUCAGGGAGUGUCCAUCCAGGCCAGGCCCUUUCAAGGCUCAAGCACUGACUCAUUGGGAUGGCACUGGCAGCGAUACGACACUGACACUGACACUGACACUGACAGUGUUGACAGUGUUGACAGUGACCCUGACUGACUGGCACUUACUUACCCAUCUAUCUACUACUCAUCUCAUACUCCAUCCACCCACAACAAAUCCAGAACCCCAGCCCAGCCCAUCCCAUCCCAUCCCAUCCCUCACCUGCGUCACGACACCACCAUCCUGAAACUCGAUAUUAAUAGAUCCCAUUCCUUCCUCCCUCACCACCACUACUCACUCACUCACUCACUCAC
Messenger RNA from Aspergillus heteromorphus CBS 117.55, 905 nucleotides. RefSeq lists its product as uncharacterized. NCBI's taxonomy places the organism in Eukaryota, Fungi, Ascomycota, Eurotiomycetes, Eurotiales, Aspergillaceae. The transcript has a single exon. The coding region runs from base 254 to 838 and encodes 194 amino acids. The record is from RefSeq and is a predicted model, not a curated record.